Pollicipes pollicipes is the source of this 6859-nucleotide messenger RNA. It is a transcript of the gene Rab3-GEF, whose product is annotated as Rab3 GDP-GTP exchange factor. Gene Ontology annotation, molecular function: sodium channel activity; guanyl-nucleotide exchange factor activity. The transcript has 30 exons. Lineage: Eukaryota; Metazoa; Arthropoda; Thecostraca; Pollicipedomorpha; Pollicipedidae. Bases 1 to 6138 code for a protein of 2045 amino acids. Gene Ontology annotation, biological process: sodium ion transport; regulation of Rab protein signal transduction; regulation of apoptotic process. The record is from RefSeq and is a predicted model, not a curated record. Gene Ontology annotation, cellular component: membrane; cytosol.
AUGGCCACCGAGCGGCGCCCGCUCUGUCCGCGGCUCGUGGACUACCUGGUGCUGGUGGGCACGCGCGCGCCGUCGCGCACCUCGGCCGUCCAGACGCCCGAGCUGCUGCGUCGCUACCCGCCCGAGGAGCACGCCGACUUCGCGCUGCCGCUGGACGUGGUCUGCUUCUGCCAGCCGGAGGGCUGCGUCUCGGUCGGCCCCAAGAAGACGGUGCUGCGCGAGGCGGCCAGCUUCGUGUUCUCCCUCACCGACAAGGACUCAGGUAAAACUCGCUAUGGUGUAUGCAUCAACUUUUACCGACCCGUGGAGCGUCAAAGCGCAGUCCGAAGAACAGAGCGGGCUUCCAACAGCAAGAGGGACGCGUGGAGGACGAGCCUCAACCGCAGUCACGGACUCGGCAGUUCUCAAGUGGAAGCCGGCAGGUCACCUCUCGACCCCCACGUGACCUGCAAGGCCAUGGCGCGGGCGCACGGUUGGCACGGCGAUCCUACCGUUCGUGAAGAGCUGGAGCGACUGCUGGACCGGUUCCUCAGCAACACCACUGUGCACGGUCUGCCGCGCGUGCGAGCCGACAGCUGGUGGAUGCGGCUGCUGUGGACACUGCUCACGACCCUCUCCGGCUUGGCCGUGGUCCUGGGCGUCUGGAACAUGACGCUCGAAGCGCUGGUUGAGCGGCGCGUCACCUCCAACGUCCGCCUGAAGACGCCGGCCGGCCUGCCGCUGCCGGUGGUGACCGUCUGCGACAGCGGGUUCUUCAGCAGCGCCGCCGCCGAGCGGCUUAACGUCUCCGCGGACAUGGCCGGCUUCAUCUCCAACGCCGUCAACGGCGCCUUGUUUUCACACGGGCUGGGUCAGAGUGACAUCGUCAGCCUUCAGGCGAUGGAUGAGCAGCUGCAGGAGCUGCUCUCGCGUACCGGCAUGGGCGUCGGAGAGCUCUUUGACGAGCUCUCGCUCCCCUGCGAGCGGCUUGUAUCCGCCUGUGGCGUUAGUGCGGCCAGGAGUCUGAACAGCUCGGAGUGCUGCAGCAGCUUCCUGCGGCCCGUCCACACGCUGCUGGGUCGCUGCUGGAGCACCUACGGCAUCAACAUCCAGCAGAAGGUCCCUGGCUUUCGCUUCGGCUUGUGGCUGGAGCUUGCGCCUCGCCGGGACCGGGCUGAGAUGAGCGGGAUUGGCUUGUUCACCUCCUACGCGGGCAGCGACAGCGUCCAGGUGGCGGUCAGCAACCACUACACGCCGCCCAACAUGGUGACGGUGGAAGACGCCGUGGCCGUGACGGCCGGCGAGACAGCGCGCCUGCAGGUCUGGAAGGAGGAGCACGACAGCACGGCCACGCUCACCUGCCGCACGGACCUGGUCGGCCAGCUCAAGACCACCGUGACCGAGGGCCUCCUGCCGUGCCCAGAGCCGUGCGUGACCGACACCGUCCGCGUCACAGACACCUAUCAGCGGGGCAGGAGCCUGCCGCCGGCAGCGAACGACACCGGCAGCGCCGUCUACGUGUUCUACUCCACGCGCAGCUUCAGCUGCGUCACGGCGAUGGUGCCCAGUCUGCUGGAUUGGGCCAAGGGGGUGGGCGGCCUGGCCGGCCUCUUCCUCGGCAUGAGCCUGAUCAGCUUCUCCGAGCUGCUGGGACAGUGGGUGUGUUGGCGCAUCAUGCCGCUGCCGAACUGUAUUGAGCGUCGACUCGACUCGUGCGUCGCGCACGGCUGCAAGAAGCUGUCACUGCGUGACCAGCGGUCGACGGUGGCGCCGUCCGACUCGGACCGGGACUGCUCGAGCCGCCGGAACAGCGAGACUUCCGGUCCGUCGGCGGCCGCCUCCCAUCUGGGUGUGGCCGGCGCUGGGGGCCGGCUGCCGCCGCCCGCCUCCCCGCGAGCGCACCGCAGGCGCCCGCGCAACAAGCACCACACGCUAACCUCGCUCUGCAUCAUCUCGCACCACCCAUUCUUCACGUCGUUCAGAGAGUGCCUUUACCUGCUGCGCAAGCUCAUCGACGCUUGCAAUGAAAACGCCUCCCCCAAACGGGUUGGUGCAUCACGCUCCAAUCAGAGGGAGUCGGUGUGGUCGGUGCUGACAGGCCGCGGGCUGGACGCGCUGCCGGCCAUCCUCCUGCAUGACGUGCGUGAGAUCGAGACCUGGAUUCUACGCCUGCUCUCGGCGCCCGUGCCCGUGCCGGGCAAGACCCGCGUAGAGGUGGAGCUGUUGUCAUCCGACCUGCACCCGCCGCUGCUGUUCGCGCUGCCGGACCACACGCGCUUCUCGCUGGUCGACUUCCCGCUGCACCUGCCGCUGGAGCUGCUCGGCGUGGACACCUGCCUGCAGGUUCUGUCGCUCAUCAUACUGGAGUACAAGCUGGUGAUCCAGUCCCGCGACUACAACGCGCUGACCAUGUCGGUGAUGGCUUUCGUGGCGCUCAUCUACCCGCUGGAAUACAUGUUCCCCGUGAUCCCGAUGCUGCCCACCUGCAUGAGCUGCGCCGAGCAGCUGCUGCUCGCGCCCACCCCCUACAUCAUCGGCGUGCCGGCCAGCUUCCUGCUCUACAAGCGGCACUUCAGACUGCCGGAUGACGUGUGGCUGGUGGACCUGGACAGCAACCGGGUGGUGGCGCCCGCCGAGCACGAGCCGCUGCCGCCGCUGCCGGAGGCGGAGAGGGCCGUCCUCUCCACCCACCUCCGCCAGGCGCUGAGCAGUAUGGCGGUGAUGCCGCCAGCCGCCUGGCACGCCGCCCGGCCGCCCUCGGAGACGCCCCGCCGCUCUUCUCCCGUCUCCGCCGGCUUCAACCCGCUCAUCUACGGCAACGAUGUCGACAGCGUGGACGUGGCAACCCGCGUCGCCAUGAUCCGGUUCUUCAACUCGCAGAACUUGUUGGCUAACUUUACGGAGCACACGAGGACGCUCCGCCUGUACCCGAGGCCGGUGGUGGCCUUCCAGAUCAACUCAUUUCUGCGUUCCCGUCCAAGCACCACACCUUUUCUCAGCCGUCUGGCACGCACACAGGCGGUGGAGUACCUGGCCGAGUGGGCCUUGUCACCGACCAACGCCGCCUUCCAGCGCGUGCAGACUGGAGUCUACGACCCCGUUCUGAUCGGCGACAAGCCCAAGUGGUACGCGCAGCAGCUGGAGCCGGUGCGGUUCGCCGUGUGGCGAACGGCCAGCGGCCUUGGCGGGGCGCUGCGCGCAGCCGACCACGCCCACUGCCUGGCCACCGACGAGUCGGGCAGCGACUCGGACGGCGCGCCCUCCUCAGCCAGCUCGUGCUCGUCGCUGAGUGACUUCGUCUCGGAGAUGCAGCUGUCUGACCUCUCGCCAGCGGUGCAGGACCCGCCUCCCGGCGGCCUCCUCAGCGGUAUCGACACCAGCGCCGUCUACUGCCCGCCGUCCUCGCUACUCGUGCCGGCCGCCUCCUCCUCGUCUGACUCGGCCCACCACUCGACCGCCACGUCGUCCACGCACUCGUCGCUCUCGGAGGGCGGCGAGACGCGCGGCGCCUCCUCCGACGCCGAUGAGCAGGCCGUCUUCCCCCUGCAGCUGGACGCCAUGGACCGACUGGACUCACUCUCCAUAGACUCGGACACGGCGUCGGUGGCCACCUCGCCGCGCACAGUUGUCUCGACGCGCCGCCAGAGUCCGACACUGUCGCUGUCGUCGGGCGCCAGCUCCACCACGCUCAGCUCCGAGCCCGCCGGCCGUCUUCCGCGCCUCGCCAACAGGCCGUUGGCGGGUCAAAUUAAGAGUCAAGUCGCAGAUACAAUCGACGUAAUGAAGCAGUCAAGUGAAGACGAAGGCAUAUUUGGGCGUGUCGACAAAGCGCGGCGGGAGGCGCUGCAGUCGGUCCAGCGGGCGCGUCAGCGGACCCGCUCGGCGCGCACGGCCAACAAGGCGCGGCUGGGUGAGCCGGGCGGUGGCGGCGGCGGCGGCCGGCUGAGCCCCGCGCCUCGACGGCUGGUAUCGGACGGUCUGGACGGCGGCCUCGUGCGCCACGACACGCUCGGCGCCGGCGCGGAGGAGGCGCCGGUGCCGCGGCACCAUCACCCGCUCAGCGGGGUCGGCAGCGGGCUGAACGGCAUCGCCGAGCAGACGUCCAACCUGCUCAGCGAUAUACUGGGUGAGUGCGUCGGGUCCGGGGUUCAGUCGCGACGCGGUUCGCAGGGAUUGCGCCGCAUGGGCCCGCCGCCGGCCCGCAACAUCCGCCAGCAGACGGCCGACUACGAGCAGCGCAACAGCACCACCGCCGACAGCCAGGCAUUCCUCAAGGAGGUGGUGCACCAGGUGCGCGAGGGCCAGAGCGUGGGCUGGCUGCGGCUGAACCGCGUCCGCAAGCUGAUGGAGGACGAGAGCUACCGCAACCUGGUGCUGUCGCGCCUCAACCAGACGCUCGACAAGAAGACCGGGCCGGGUGACCACAUCGAGGACGUGUGCGUGCCGCGCGCCGUCUGGCGGGGCAUGCUGCGGCUCCUGCAGGCCGUCGUCAGCGGCCUGGAGCACACCUUCAGAGAGCGCGGACUCGGAGGCAUGGCGUCCGCCUACCAGGUGCUCGAGAUCGCGCACACGCACUGCUGGAGCCGCGCGCUGCAGGACGCCGGCGCGCCUGCCGCUGGCGGGCUCUCGGCUUCCUCCAGCCCGUUCGGCAGCGGCGAGAACCUGCGCUCGCCCGGCUCGCCGCUGGAGUCGCCGCAGCGCGCCGCCCGGCCGCCGCAGCUGGACGCCACGCCGGACGUGUCCCGCAAGUCGUCUUCGGGGUCCGUUUUCAGCGACAGCGGCCGCGGCUUGGUGCACGACUCGCUGCUCGGCGCGGAGCCGGAGCCGUCGACGGCCGCCGCGCUGCGCCACCUGCUCGUGCAGAAGCGUCAGCUGCUGCUCGGCCGCCUGGCGCCAGAGGCGGAGGCGUCGGCGGAUGGCGCGCCCCGCGACGGCGGCGGCGGCCUGCGCGCCCGACUGGAGCGCGGCGGCCGGCCGGCCAUCAGCGACUCAGAGCUGGAUGGCGAGCCGCCGCCGCGCAGCCGCGCCGCCAGCGUCUGGUCGCGGAAGUCGUCACUCAGCACCGGCUUCCGCUACCACGCUGGCAGCAUCAUCAGCACGCCGUCCCCCGACGGCGCCGGCAGGACGUACCUCUUCCAAGGUUUGAUGCACAAGGGGCGAUCGACGCUUUGGGACCAGAUGUCGUUCUGGGAGGACGCCUUUCUGGACGCGGUCGCGCAGGAGCGUGACAUGGUCGGCAUGGACCAGGGCCCCGGUGAAAUGAUGGAAAGAUACAACACCCUGUCCAGCACCGAACGGAAACGUCUGGAGCAGGUUGAGGAUCGCCUGCUGUCCACCAUGCUGUACAACACGACAGCCUUCAUGGUCAUGCUGGAGGUCGACAAGGAGGAGAUGAAGCGGAAGGUUCGCCGGCUGCUCGGCAAGAGUCACAUCGGUCUCGUCUACAGUCAAGAGGUCAACGAGCUGCUGGAUCAGGUUGGCCAUCUGCACGGUAAUGACAUCGACCUGCGGCCGCUGGGAUCCCGUCAGAUGCACCGGCAGAGCUUCACAGUGCACUGUGGCACCGACGCAUCAGGCGAGGUGGUGUUCCUCGAGGUGCGGGACGAUGGCCUCGUGCUGCGAAGCGCGGCGGGCGUCAUCGUCGAGCGCUGGUGGUUCGAGCGGCUGGUCAACAUGACGUACUCGCCCAAGAGCAGGAUCCUCUGUCUGUGGCGGCGCAGCGGGGGCAAGACGCAACUGCACAAGUAUUACACUAGAAAGUGCAAGGACCUGUACCACUGCGUGAAGCAGGCGAUGGCGCGGGCGGCGUCACGCGGCGGCGGCGUCACGCGCGGCCUCGAGCUGGGCGGCGAGUUCCCCGUGCAGGACCUGGCCACCGGCGAGGGUGGCCUCCUUCAGGUCUGCAUGGAGGGCGUCGGUCUGCUCUUCGCCACGUCCAAGCUCUUCGUGCGUCUGGACCACAUUCGGAAGUGUUUCACUCAGAAAGGAGGCAUCUUUGUUCUAGAAGAAUUCAAUCCGAAAACUCGGCGGAUCCUGCAGCGGAAAUAUCACUCGGCCAUGGCCGACCAGAUCUGCUACUCAGUGCUGUGCGUGUUUUCCUACGUCGCCGCUGGCUCCGAGCGCAAGAUUCCGCUGCAGCAGCGGGUUCACUCCGCCUGAGACGUCCGACGGUCUGCGGGCUGGGGCACGCGUCACAGUCACAGCAUCAGCUGACCUUCCCCCAGUCGCGAGGCGUGCUCGGCACCUCCGCUGCACCUCCAGCUUGGCCGGCUGCCCGGCCCGGAGGGAGCGGUGGCAGGCUUUGCGACAGACGGCCGGGCACCACAGGGGACCCGGGCCACCCCGGCGGGCACCGCGAGGGACCCGGGCCACCCCGGCGCUAUGCUCGCGGCCUCGCGUGGCGGGUGGAUGGUUAGGUGACGACAGUCGGACGUAGGCGUAGGGUAGGCCUGGCGGCUCGAUUGCUCACUGCCGGCUCGUCAUAACCAGCGAUGUGCUGACCGCCUUGGCCUCGGGCACCUUCAUGCGGUUCGUCCAGGCCUACGGUGCCUAGCAGUCUUUGCCUGCCAUUGCCUGAGGGCCUUGCCACGACCCGUACUAGGUGAGAACAUUCUAACGUCCCACUGCUGCAUCGGGAGGAAGGAGGCAGCGUUGGCUUGUGAUGCACAAUUCGACCCACGGUUGGCUAUCUCCGUCAAGUUGUACCGCAGAUCGCGGUUCAACUGAACAUCGGCUGUGUGCGUAUGUCCGUAUGUGCGUGGUUGUGCGUGCGAGUAGGAACUCUGUGCCAGACUACGGUGAUUCCAGAUCGCUAGUGCCUCAUCGGCAGAUAUGGUCUUUUGGAGGCUGCUGGGGCCGGAAGCUUCGAUAUCGAUAUUUG